This is a messenger RNA of Calypte anna (Anna's hummingbird), 3009 nucleotides long. RefSeq names its product glycogen synthase kinase 3 beta (gene GSK3B). The coding region runs from base 1278 to 2540 and encodes 420 amino acids. The record is from RefSeq and is a predicted model, not a curated record. The transcript is spliced from 11 exons. NCBI's taxonomy places the organism in Eukaryota, Metazoa, Chordata, Aves, Apodiformes, Trochilidae. Gene Ontology annotation, biological process: regulation of neuron projection development; protein phosphorylation; regulation of microtubule cytoskeleton organization. Gene Ontology annotation, cellular component: axon; glutamatergic synapse; nucleus. Gene Ontology annotation, molecular function: protein serine/threonine kinase activity; ATP binding; beta-catenin binding.
CGAGGAGGCUCGGAUGUUUCCGUAAGGGCCUCGGGCUGGGGGCUAACGAGUGCGUCGGGCUCUUCGGCUGGGUAUUCACAGAAGGUGCUUACGGCCGUUCCGCAGCGUAGGGCGGCGACGGGCAUAGGCGGCUGCGCGGCUCUAGCGCACACACAGAGCGCAGCAGCAGGAGCCCGGCACGCAGCGGAGGCAGCAGCGGGGACAAAGGGACUGAUCGUCAGAAACGGGGAGGGGGGCCCGGCGGGAGGCAGCCGGCGCCGGGAGGGAGCGGCAGGAGGCUUCAGCCGGGCGCACUAGCCCCAUGUGCCUUGGGUGCUCGGGGAAGCAGCAGCAGCAGCAGCAAGCGCCGCCGCUAGCGCUCUGAAGCCGGCUGGGGAGAAGCCACAGAGUCGACGUCGCCGCCGUCAUGGCCUGCGCCGCCGCUGCCGGCCGCCGCCUGGUUUGCAGUCUCUCCAGCCUGAGCAGCCGCCAGCUGCCCCUGCGGGAGCAAUGAGGAUCCGCGCCGGAGCCGCCGCCUUAGCGCCGCACUGAGGAGCCUUAUCUAGCGACCCAGCGAGGCCGCCCGGGCCGCUUCACCCCUACUCCGCCCGCCGCGGAUCCCACCGCCCCUGCCGGAUCCCGUUGCGAGCGGCCGUCUCACCUCCUGUCGGAGGAUUCGGGAGCCCCUAGAUCCCUCCGCCAGGGGAGAAAAAAAUAGUCCCGUUCCCUGCCGCCUCCCUCAGAGGCGAGGGGGAAGGCGAGGAGAGGGCAGGGGGAAGAAAGAGGAGGAGGAAGAAAAAAAUAAAAAAAUAAGAAAAAGGAAAAAAAAGAAAAAAAAAAAGAUAUACCCGGCGGCGGAAUCGGAGGAGCCGGGCCGUGAGCCGCCGCCCCAUGUGACUGGCGCCCAGGGUGGGGGCAGCGAGGCCUAGCAAACCCCCCUCGCUCGCGGCCGGGAGCGGGAGCGGCGCCGGGGGGGCUGCGGACUGGGCGGAGGCAGCUCUCGGACCCACCGGCGCUGCCGGGAAGGAUGGUUUUGUGAGAAACGGGCGACGCGAGGAGGAGGAGGAAGAAGAAGAAGGAAAAGAAGAAGGAGCCGGGCGAAGAGCUCGACAGAGACCAAGAGGGGAAGGGGCUUCCCCGGGGGGGGGGAAGGGGGGGGCCCGGCGUUUCAUGUGGCGCGUCCCACUCGUCUCCUCCAGCUGAGCGAGCGAGGGAGCUUCAGGCGGGCCCGCCGGGGCGAGGCGGAGGGGGAAGGCAGGAAAAGAGAGGUGAUCGGGGCAGAGCAGGAACGGGAGACCAUGUCCGGGCGGCCCAGGACCACCUCCUUCGCGGAGAGCUGCAAGCCGGUGCAGCAGCCCUCGGCCUUCGGCAGCAUGAAAGUUAGCCGAGACAAAGAUGGCAGCAAAGUGACUACAGUAGUGGCAACUCCUGGACAAGGUCCGGACCGACCACAAGAAGUAAGCUACACAGACACCAAGGUGAUUGGGAAUGGAUCUUUUGGUGUUGUGUAUCAAGCCAAACUCUGCGAUUCAGGAGAGCUUGUGGCCAUUAAGAAAGUCCUGCAAGAUAAAAGAUUUAAGAACCGAGAGCUCCAGAUUAUGAGAAAGUUGGAUCAUUGUAACAUUGUUCGAUUGCGUUAUUUCUUCUACUCUAGUGGAGAGAAGAAAGAUGAGGUGUACCUCAACUUGGUGCUUGACUAUGUUCCUGAAACAGUAUACAGAGUUGCCAGACAUUAUAGUCGGGCCAAACAGACACUCCCUAUGAUUUAUGUCAAGUUGUACAUGUAUCAGCUGUUCCGGAGUUUAGCCUAUAUCCAUUCCUUUGGGAUCUGCCACCGGGAUAUAAAACCACAGAACCUCUUGCUGGACCCUGAUACAGCUGUUCUAAAACUCUGUGACUUCGGAAGUGCAAAACAGCUGGUUCGUGGAGAACCUAAUGUCUCAUACAUCUGCUCUCGGUACUACAGGGCACCAGAGUUGAUCUUUGGAGCCACCGAUUAUACCUCCAGUAUAGAUGUGUGGUCAGCAGGCUGUGUAUUGGCAGAACUGUUACUAGGGCAACCGAUCUUUCCAGGUGACAGUGGUGUGGAUCAGUUGGUGGAAAUAAUCAAGGUUCUGGGAACGCCUACAAGGGAGCAAAUUAGAGAAAUGAAUCCAAACUAUACUGAAUUCAAAUUCCCUCAGAUUAAGGCACAUCCAUGGACUAAGGUCUUCCGGCCCCGCACUCCACCAGAAGCGAUCGCGCUAUGUAGCCGCCUGUUGGAGUACACCCCCACUGCCCGCCUGACUCCCCUGGAGGCCUGUGCACACUCUUUCUUCGAUGAACUACGGGACCCAAAUGUCAAGUUACCAAAUGGGCGAGAUAAACCUGCACUCUUCAAUUUCACCACUCAAGAACUGUCAAGUAACCCAUCUCUGGCUUCGAUCCUCAUCCCUGCUCAUGCCCGGAACCAAGCAGCUGCUUCAACCCCUACAAAUGCUACAGCAGCCUCAGAUGUUAAUGCAGGAGAACGAGUUCAGACCAAUAGUGUAGCUACAGCAUCAGCCUCCAACUCCACCUGAACCGGUACCAAGCAGCCAGCUGCACAGGAAAAAUCACCAGUAAUUUGAGUCUUGCUCAGCAACACUGGUCACAUUUGGAAAGAAAAUUUAAAAGAGGAAAAAAAAACAAAACAAAAAAAAACAAAAAACAAACAAAAAAAAACAACCAACCAACCAACCUGUUCAUUUUAGUGUUCAAUUUUUUAUUAUUAUUAUUGUUGUUCUUAUUUAACCUUGUAAAAUAGCUAUAAAUACAAACCAGUUUCAUUGUAUUUUCACUCUGCAGGGUGUCCGGGGCAGGGGACUAGGUGGGGGGAGGAGGGAAAGCGGAGCAAUACAACAUACCAGUGUGUCUCCCCUCGACAAUCUCUUCAUGUUGGAAGUUUGCUGUUGUGUAUUUCAGAACCAGGACUCUUGCCUCAUGCCCCCUCCCACAAUACAGAAAGAAGGAAAAAAAAAAGAAACCUAAACUAAAAAAAAAAACCCAAAC